This is a messenger RNA of Trichoplusia ni (cabbage looper), 2820 nucleotides long. RefSeq lists its product as uncharacterized. NCBI's taxonomy places the organism in Eukaryota, Metazoa, Arthropoda, Insecta, Lepidoptera, Noctuidae. The transcript is spliced from 6 exons. The coding region runs from base 607 to 1749 and encodes 380 amino acids. The record is from RefSeq and is a predicted model, not a curated record.
UCAUCUUGAAGAUGCCUAGCUAUCACGGUUCAUGAGUUACAGCUUGGUGACGGCUAGACGGCAGAGCCUCAGUAGUAGGGUUUCCCUUUGAAUAGGGGACCCAAAAAAUUGCUGAACUUGGGGGUAAUAUGGAAUCCUAGGACUCGUCCUCACUUCUUUGGACAUCCUGUUUUAAAUGUAAAAAAUCAUUACGGAGUAUUUAUUGUCAAAAUUUAACGUCAAUUUGGGAGAAGCCGUUACGUGAUAAAUCAUAAAAAUUCCGUGCUUUUAGCUAUGAAAAAUAUGUUUCGACGUUUAGUAAGUAGAAGCACCUAAGUGUUGAUUUUCUAAGUUUUUAUUUUGUCUGCGUCUAUUAUAUGUAUUAUAUGUUGUUUUUAUUAUUUAAUUGUUACAUUUUCUUUUUAUCAUCCAGGUUCAAAAGAUAUUCUAAAGAAAUGAGAAAAAAAACUUGUUUUAAAAUCCCGUGUCCUAAAUGACCUUGUUAUUCCUAUACGAUAGAUGAAUUCUGUAUGUAACGUGUGAAUAUCACGCAAGGUUAAUGUUUCAUUCUAUUAUCGCAGAGUGAAUAAAGUUAGACCGAGGGUAGCAUUCUUGUGCGCCAAGUUGAUGAACGUCGCCAAGAGGAUGAUGAUACAUCCUCAAUCCGGUUAUGAGGUAUCCGUGACCGCUCUGUUCAUACUGGACGGCCUGUUGAAGCAGGAACUGUUUGUGGGCAUUAUCGGGUUGAAGUUGUUCCAACACGAGCUGCCGGCGGUGAAGCGCCUGGAGCGCAUCGCGCGCGAGCAGCGCCGCGCCGAUGUGCUGGACGUGCUGCGCGCGCUGCUGCUGCAGGGACCCGUCUCCUUCUACUACACCCACGAGCUUGGCCUCUCCAUGCCCGUCGACGCCGCCAUGAAUAGCCCCUAUAAGUACGCGAUUAUGGCCAACGACCAGCUGUCGGCGCUUGUAGAGAUUCACAAGCUGCGGGAGGAAUACUCCGAUAUCGGUGGGGCUGCUGCGCACUUGGAAGAGUCGUUUGCACAGAGGCUCACCGCCUGUCUGAAGAUAGUAAAGCCUGUUAAAUCUGCGAAACGAGCUAGACUUGCUUCGGACCCGCAAGACAAGAGUGGACCGAGCGGGUCGAGUGCUGAGCCCAAAGCAGGAGGCUCCAAACAGCCGAAGAAACGAAAGGCAAUGGAGUCCCAGGAACAGGCGCAGCCUGUGGGGCUCGCUCAGAGAGACGAACCGAUACCGUCAGGAUCGGGCAUUAACAAGGGAAAAGGUAAAAGCUCCGCCAAUAGCGCUCCUCCCGGCGAAGGCAAUGCAAGCAACAAACGCAAGCGCAUUUCUCAUUUCGAUUGCACCUGCGAUUCUGAUGGCGAGGAUCAUGAAUGCCAAUCUACCAGUGCUGGUAAUGCUGGCGAUAGCUAUGGCGACGACCUUGAUUUGUCUCUUUUCACCAAAGAGAUGCCCCGAGCGGGGCCGAGCGGCUCCAGUCAGGCCGGAGGUGCUGCUGAGGCGAAGAGUACCGGCGAUUCUGCGGACACCGCUGACUCCACUGACUCUGACUCUACGGACGAUGACGAAGGUAUUGACUUCAAUGCUGAAGACGAUGAAAUUCCCGUAAUCGAGGUCGUCCCGAAAGCGGACCGCUUGGCAAUGCAAGGGAGGAAAGUGGAACGCCGCUACUUAAAACAAACAAUAUUGAAGUCCCGUCUCCGCCGCAUGGGCAUACUUGAGGUGGCGUUCGGCAUUCCCGAAGAAGAAUAAAUUCGCAGACUACUGCUCGCUUCUGCUGUCCACACAGCCCACUUACUAAUAUUUUGAUACUCUUUCAUAUUUAUAAUCUUUCUUGAUACUUUUAUGCGACAAUGUCGACCUAUUUAAUCCAAAGAAUAGAUACGCAAGUUUCUAAAACUUUUAGUCACUAGGCUAAGCGAAAAAGAUCUCUGUAUACCUAAGUAAAAUGUGGUACCAAAAAGGUGUAACUAUUGAGACUGUAUUUUUACUGAUUUAACUGGAAAUCUUACAAUCAUGAAAUUAUUGUAAUCUCUAGGCUUAGCGAUUAGAAACUAUUGUUUUAAUCCCAAUAAUACGUUAAACGUAUAAAAACAAAUCAUUACCGAAAAUACAACUAAUGAAUUUUUAUAAAUCAAUUGGGAAGUAUUCCGCACCAGGAGAACUCGAAGUUUCUUGAAUCGAAAUAUGCAGAAAGUAUAUAAAUCAAACAUUCUAAGAAUAAAUUUUAUUAUUUUACUUUUAGAUAAGGCAAGAUUAUAAAUCAACUUUACAUUAAGACGAUCGGCGCGCUCCACAUUGAAUAACAGCCACAUUUUACUAACUUUAUUGGUACUCGAACAUGAAUUUUCUUCAGUGUUAGCAUUAAGCUCAGAUGAGAAAUGUUUUGUGCAGUGUAUUUCUCAUUCAUAAUUGUGUAAUCAUUUUCAUUAAUAAAAGCAUUGUAAUCGUAGAAAAAUGUUUAUCAUUUUUUUCACAAAACCUUAUCUGAAAGUUUUUGAUGAACCAGAUUGUCUACAAUUUAGGUAAACUGACAACAAAUUGAUACACAUUAGGGAAAUUGACUACGUGAUCAGAUUUCCUCAAAAGUAAAACUCGGAUGAGUGGCAAUUCUUAUUGUCUUAAUGGAGCUAAAGUAACUUUCUUGCUUCUAAGAAAAGGCUCCGCAUUGCAGUCGCCGGUACAGUGGUGCCUCGCUAAGUUUAGUUAGUGAGAUCCAUCUCGAAGGUACUAAAAGUGAUAAUCAGAAGAAUAAAUGGAGCUAAGUGCAGUAUGUUCCCUUUCAAAGCUUAAUUGUGUCUUAUUUAAUUUAAUUUGAAAAGA